Molecule: messenger RNA, 2301 nt
Organism: Neltuma alba
Lineage: Eukaryota; Viridiplantae; Streptophyta; Magnoliopsida; Fabales; Fabaceae
Product: TMV resistance protein N-like
Exons: 5
Coding region: 1-2301 (766 amino acids)
Biological process (GO): signal transduction; defense response
Molecular function (GO): ADP binding
Source: RefSeq, a predicted model, not a curated record
AUGGGACUAAAGCCACUUGAAGUUGACAGCGAUGGCAACCCAACCUUUGUGAUUGGUGAUCCCAUGAAGAAGGUUCAAUGGGUAAAAACAAGUCGAAGAAUCCGUUUAAUCCUGGGGAGUGCCGCUUCUUGCUUUGCCGGUAGUUGCAGAAUAGCUCUUAAGGACAGUGUCUGUAAGACACGACUCGAAUUUACCGUUCUCUACAGGUGUUACUGUCAACAGGGUUUGCCUAGCAUUAUAGAGGAGGUGGAAGAUCUGCUAGAUCUUGGAGAAUUUUGGUGCUGCCGCCAACAAUUCUGGGUUGAGGGAACCAUGAAGAAAAAAGGAAAGAAAAUAGAAUUGAGGCUGAGAUUCCAGAUCCUUGCGAUGGCGUGUGAUGUCGAUGGAGUUGGGUGUUCUUCAAGUUCUUCUGCCUCAACUAAGAGAUGGAAGUAUGAUGUGUUUUUGAGCUUUCGAGGGGAAGAUAGUCGGAAAAAUUUUACUGAUCAUUUGUAUGUUGCUUUAAAACGCAAAGGAUUGAGAACUUUUCGGGAUGAGGAAGAACUUGAAAGGGGAGAAUAUAUUAAUCCAGGUUUAGUACAAGCAAUUGAUGAAUCUCGUUCUGCAAUUGUGGUGCUCUCCCCAAAUUAUGCUUCUUCAACUUGGUGUUUGGAUGAGCUUCAAAAGAUCCUGCAGUUAAAGGAAGAGUUGAGUCUUCAAGUAUUUCCAAUAUUUUACCGUGUAGAUCCCUCCGAUGUUAGGAAACAAAAGGGAUGUUUUGCAGAGGCAUUCAUAAAGUAUGAAGAAAGAUUUGUACAAGACAAAAUGAAAGUGCGAAAAUGGAGGGAUGCUUUAGAAAAAGUUGCUACUAUAUCUGGUUGGGACUCACAAAAUUGGCAUGAAACGGAAUUCAUUGAAAGCAUUGCUGAAGAAAUCAUGUCAAAGUUACGUGAUGAUGAAUUGCCAUCUGACCUUGGUAUGUUAAUUGGAAUUCAACCAAAAUUAGAUGAAUUAGAGUCAAUCGUCGCAAGGGAAUUGGGAGGAGUUGGGUUUAUAGGAAUAUGGGGUACAGGAGGCAUAGGCAAAACAACUCUUGCUAGAGCUUUUUAUGAGCGAAAGCUCAAAAACUUUGAGAUUCACUGCUUUCUUCAUAAUAUUAGAGAGGCAUAUGAAAAAGAAGGUUUGAUUUCAUUGCAAAAAAGACUUCUUUUUUCUUUAGAGAAAAGAAGUAUGGAAGUGUGUGAUUGUUAUGAAGGAAUGAAGUUGAUAAAAAACAUGUUGCGCAAUAGAAAAGUUCUACUUGUCCUUGAUGAUGUGAGUGACAUUAGCCAACUUGAAAAUUUGGCUCCAAAGCAAGGAUGGUUCAGCAAAGGGAGUAUAAUAAUAAUAACAACCAGGGACAAGCAUUUGCUAUCCUCGCAUGGUGUAUCUACUAAGUAUGAUGUGAAAUUCUUGAGUGAUAAUGAGUCCCUUGAACUUUUCCUUCAAAAAGCCUUUAAAGGAGAUAAACCUAAUGAAGAUUAUUUGAACCUUGCUAGAACCGUCAUUGAAUAUGCUAGAGGCCUUCCUUUAGCGCUCAAAGUGUUAGGUUCAUUUCUUUGCAAAAGAACUAUAGUGCAAUGGAAGCAUGCACUAGCUAAGUUCAAGAAAGUUCCUCCAAAUGACAUUUUAAAGAUACUUCAAUCUCUCCAAAGCCUCAAGUCCAUUGAUCUUUCUUAUUUAGAGUACCUCAUCAAAACUCCAAAUUUUGAUAGAAUUCCUCAUCUUGAAAAAUUGAUUCUUGAAGGGUGUUCUAACUUGAUUGAAAUUCACCGAUCCCUUGGACAACACAAGAAACUCGUCAUUGUUAACUUGAAAGAUUGCAGAGAAGUUAAAAACCUUCCAAGGAAAUUUGAGAUGAAUUGCUUAGAGACUUUUGUUCUAUCUGGUUGUUCAAGAGUUAUAAAACUUCCUGAGUUUGGAAAAGAUAUGGAACGUCUGUCUAAACUUGAUUUAGAGGGGACUGCUAUAACAAAACUGUCUCAAUCACUGGGCAAUUUGAUUGGUCUUGUGGAGUUAAAUUUGAAGAAUUGUAAAAAGCUGGUUUGUCUUCCAUGUGAUGUUUGUAAAUUGAAAUCUCUAAAAAUGAUCAAAAUUGCUGGCUGCUCAAAGUUUUCAAGCCUAACAAAGAAUUUGAACGAAAAAGAGGCUGUGGAAGUGCUUGAUUUGAGAAAAAUUGCUAUAAAAAGGCUUUCACUUUGUGAAUACAAUGGUCAAGCACAAUCUUCAUCAUCAUGGAGUUGCUUCUCCCUUAUUCAAAGGCCUUUGAGCUGUAGGAAAUAG